Messenger RNA from Gallus gallus (chicken), 17799 nucleotides. RefSeq names its product PDZ domain containing 2 (gene PDZD2). The record is from RefSeq and is a predicted model, not a curated record. Gene Ontology annotation, molecular function: protein binding. NCBI's taxonomy places the organism in Eukaryota, Metazoa, Chordata, Aves, Galliformes, Phasianidae. Bases 6169 to 13677 code for a protein of 2502 amino acids. The transcript has 24 exons.
AGAGGAGAGGAAUCCGGGCUGGAGGGUGCAAGCGCGGCACGGAGUUGUCGGAUGCAGACCUGCUCUUUGCUGUAAGUAAACCUGUAAAGCUACAGUGGGACCAGAUGAAUGCAACUUGAAAGGGGAACGGAAAUUUCUUUUCCUGUGAUGCUGUUUCCUUUGAUUCUUUUAAGUAGCAAAGGCUUAUCUGCCAAAUAAACCCGCGCUGUAAGAAGCAGGGGUGGGCAGAAACUCUUGGAAUUAAAAUCUGUGAGUCUUGCGGUCUCAGUCUCUGGGCUUUGCAUAUCUUUGGGGUUGGUAAACUUUGAUUUGCUGGAGAGCUUAUCUGCAUCUAGAAGGGAGGGUUUGCCUCUGGCUAGCGUGCCCUUUGCAUUCAUUUAAACAAUCCCCUUGUCCUGUAAAAGUUGAUCUGGAACCGCUGCAUGGGUCUUUUGUAUCACAGCAGCUAUUUUCUGCCUUCUUCAUUUUCUUAACUUCAGCUUCUUUUAGCAUCUUCCAUCCUGUCCUGCUCGCUCUCACUCUGUUGAAUAUUCAAACUCUCAAUCUGUACAUGGGCAAAAUUUAUUAUUGCUUUGAACUUACAAAUAAAAUAAGUGAAUUCCCACAUCCACUCUGGGAAAGGAAAACAUUCAGUCUGAAGUAUAAUUUGGAGCCGAUAGGAAAAUGCAUCUCAUGAACAGUUUGUGCUAAUUCUAUAGCUCUGGUACCAAGGCACCAUCUCUCUUAUCAUCAAGAGUAUUGCAUGUAAGCUCUGUGUUUUAAUAGCAACUUGGUGUGGCUAAUUAGUUUGCAGACUCUUUGAAGAAGCCAAUGUACUGACUAAAUAAGCUCUUAUUUUUCAAAGCAACUAAAGGUACUCUUAAUUUGCAGAGCAGAUACUUGUAACGCUGCCUUUGGUUUGCGUGCUAGGAGCCAGUAUGAAGCCAAGGUGAUAGAGGCUCUGUGCUUGCAGUCAGGUUUACUCCAGUGCUGUCUGCGAGGGCUGGUGCUCGAGGGAGGUGUCUGGGUCUUUGGCACAGUAGCACAGCAUAAAUUUAUGCCACUGGGCUCAGUGUGUCUGGUAGGAGAGUGUCGUGUAAUGAAUGCUCCUGCACUGCUGAAGUUGGUGACAGUUUUGUCCAUCUUUUCGCUGUCCACAGGCAGGUUAAGUCCAGUAAUGAAGAGCCGCUCUGAGUUUCUAACCAGAUGACAUGGCUGAUCCCGAAGCCUGCAUAAAGAGGCCAUAGUAAUUAGCAGAUUUGUGACUUUGAGAGUUCUGAUUCCCUUCGUACAGUUUGUUACAACAGCAAGGAUUUGCAGUGAGUGAAUAACAGGUGACAGUCACCAGAAGGUUUACUGUGCACAUCUUGUGAUGUGGUGCUGGUCUGCCUCAUGCCAGCGCUAAAGAAAUAACUGAGAGGUCUUAAAAAAAGUAAAAAUAAAAUUGCAGCUCCAUGGGCCCCAUCAGCAUGUCUGUGCUCAUAGCCCUGGGGAAGGCGGGAGGAAGAAACAAGGAAGCCUGACCUUUGUUUCCUUGCAGUGCCAAGGGCUGGUGCUGCAGCUCCUUACCCGAGCUGCGGGACAUGGCUUGUGGCCUGGGCUGCUGCUGGAGAUGUUUCUGUGACCCAAAAGGCCCCCAGUGUCGGAGGGGUGCUUGCGUCUUUGUGGCUGGCAGGGUGCUUACAGCAGGCUGGGAGAACUGUGAGAGUACAGCAACUUCACUCUUCUGCCUGACAAGUUAAAAUCGUCUGUGAGCACUGAUCUGUUGGCCCUCCGAGGAGGGCAUGUCUCCAUCUUGUGUUGCAAAACUGAGUGAAAGUUGGGAAAUGUUUAUGGCUGCUGCCAUGCGCGCUCAUUAAUUCUCCCUUUUGGCCUCAUCCAACUUACUGUGGUGAAAACAGAGAGCAAGGGUGUAAUUAGAAGCUGAUUUUUAAAGUGAAUAUCCAAGGCAAGAGGCAGACAUACUACAGACAGGCACAUGUACAUCUGGCAUCACCCAGCUCUUGCUUUUACAAGCUCUUUUGCUGCAAACUGCUGGCUGUAGUUCCUAUUUUGAACGUGGUGUUUGAGGGUGACAGUCCAGGCUUUGGGCAAUUUGCACAGCUGGGGUUGGUGACAUCCUCAGCAUCCUUUGAAAUCAGGCUGUGUGCGGUGGGAGUGGGGAGUUGCAUCUACUUUGCAAAAAUAACUCCAGCCAGGGAGCUCCAAUGGGAAACUCUUGUGUUCAUGGCGGAUUUCAAAGUGAGUGGUGAGCAUGGUUUGCUUGUUCAGAGAGGACGAUGUCACCUGGCCAGGCGUCAGGAGAAGCUGGGGGGAAGCUGCUGGGUGCACGAGGUGCCUGGUGGCCAUGGCUGGGGACCUGGAGAAGUUUGGCUUGGCAGAGACCAAAGCCAUUGAUCCACGGCAUUUACUGUGUGCACAGCCUGUUGUCAUGGCCAGGAAUGAAGUAGCAAUUUUGUUAUAGAGCUGAACAAACCAUCCUUCCCAGGCCACAGUCCUAGAAAGACAGCGAUGUCAUUUGCAAGAGCGGCCUAAAAAGUUUUUAGUGUGCAGUCAGAUUGUACUUCCAGACUUUUCUUCUGCAUUGCUGGAAGGUUAGGACUUCCUUCUUCUGGUUUUAACAGGGAGCUGAAUUUCUUGCCCUGGCUCUGUGUUCCUGGCUUUGUGAGCUUCAUGACCAAACCAGAAGCUGUCAGGAUGCUGUAUGGCAGGCACUAUCCCCCUUGGUAAGGAGGCAGCAGCUGAUGAGGUAUCUACUUUCAGUGUUAUGACAAAUCCAGGAAAACACCAAGAACUGAGUGGUCUUUUGGAGGUGAAUAGCCCUCUUUGCCAAGUUCUGUCCCCUGAAGCUGAUAAGAGCUAUGAAUUUCUCUGUCCUUAAAGACACUCAAGGUCAAGCUGGAUCAGACUGUAGUCAUCCCUGUUUGUUGUAGGGUAGUUGGGGCAGAUGACCUUUAAGGGUCCUUUCCAACUCGUAUGAUUCUGUGAUUUGUUCCUUCCAUAUCUGACCCAGCCUUUGUGGGGUUGCUGGGUGCCUGCCCAUUCCCUCUGUUCAUAGGACUCUUCUCAGCAGUUCAACUGAAUGUGUUGGGAAUAAGGCUCUGCCCCAGCAUCUCGCUUCCUACUGUAAAAUAGGCUUGAUUGAAUUUUCUGGCUCUCCUUUUCAUUGCUUGCAGACAUCCAAAGCCUUUACUUCUCAGUGGAGAGAAGUAUUUUGGGAAUUACAGCUAAUGUGGAAACCUAAAUAAUGUGUUUUGCCAUAACAUUGUUGCAGAUUUUUUAUUUAUUUAUCUAUUUUAAUUUAAAAUAUCUUUGCGGAACAUUUCUGCUGGCAUAGAAGUCAUUCAUGUGUGUAUUUUCUCUUCCCAUUUGGGGCAUUUGUGGUGAUUUCUGCACAGGGAAAGAUAGGAGGCUUAACUCCAGAGGGCUGGAAUAGCCUGGUAGUGAGUGGGGAGUGAACAGCUCUCCAUGUUUCCACACCUCCAGGCAGAUAUAUUGCAUACAGUAGAUUUGGAGUGUUAAAUCUACUCCCAGCGGUCAGUGCUACCUAAUGAGAAUGGGAACAAGGAGCUACAUAGAAUAUUUGUGGGGAAGAGAAGGGGUAUGUAUGAGCUGGUUGUGUACAUAGAAGACGCUUUAGAGGCACUGUUGUCCUAAAAUGGUGUGGAGGGAAAGUGGAGAGCCCUGGAAGUGCCGUGGCACAGCGUGAAAUACAGCGGCAAGACUCAGGCACUCAGCAUGCGGUGGGUGGGAUGCUGCCGUCAGUGCAUGCUGUGUAUGUGGGCAGCGUGGGGGUCACGCAUGGGUGGGUUUUGACCUCUUUCUUUUUCCUUAACUUGAGGCAUGUGUGCUUUUCAGUCUGGUGAUUUCGUGUUUUGCAAACAUGAACUUGCUUGGACUUCCCAGUCUGGGGUAAGUCUUCCACCUCAAGAGGAAUGUGGCAGAAAAGGAAAGUUGCUGCCAUGUAUGAAUGAGGAUUUUUCAAACCACCAAGAGCACUCCAUGAAAAUUGGUCUGAAAUAAAGUAAAAGCUUUACUUUGAUGCAUUCUCGCAGUUUGGAAGUCAAAAUUUCAGUGUCUCUCUCUUCAUUAACAUUUCUGAGAUUUGUUUUCUAAUUCAGAAGUUUUGUUUAAAAAAAAAAAAAAGGCAAAAAGCUUGAACACCUGAACUGAUGAUAGAAAGCUGUGUCUCAGAAAUUAACAGUAACACUGGCAUUGAAAGCAGUUUGAGCAUUGCUCUGCGACUUUACUACAGCUGUUGCAAAAAAAAAGUAAGCAAGAAUUUAUUUGUAAUCCAGUGUGCCAUCUUUGCAAAUCAGCCUUUUUCUGUUUGGGUCCUCGUGCUUCUCCUAAAGCAGAAAAUUGUGCAUAGGCCUGAUUAAAUGGUAGCUCUGGUCCAUGCAGACUUCCCUCAGAUGAACGGGUUGGAGGAUACUUUUGUAAUGGAGCAGUUACUGAGUGUCUGUGCUAGACAACAGUGUAGCCCGAAAGCUGGGGAAGGAAGCUGUUGUGCUAUAGCUGACCUCUGUGCUGGGGUUACUUUGAGGGUUACAUGGCUGUGAUGUGAUCCAUGGACACAACACUGAUGUACAUCAGCACAUAGUACAGCAACUGAAGUGCAUGGAGUGGGUGCCUGGCACGUGCCUGUCUCUGGAAUUUCACAUGAGAUGAAUUUAGUUGAAGCUUGGGUGACUGCCCGACUGCGUGAACCGGAGCACAAGGAACAUUAGAUUUGCUUCAUAAGUGCAUUCUUGGUAUGUACAGAAGUGCUGUGACAGAGAAGCAUUGUUGAUGGCAGCCCUUGGUCAUGAAGGUGUUGGGAGGGACAGGGGCUAGCAAGCAGACUGAAUCUCUCUCUUGCUUUGCAGUUUUUGACUGUAUUUCUUCUCUGUCCAUCCCAUGGUCACAAGGCAUAAUAAUCACUGCCCUGUGCCUUGCUGCAGUUUGGUAAAGCACUGCAUGAGGAGGAAGAGCAAGCAAAAUGAAAUCCAGACAUUCUAGAAAACAUAUUUGGUGAAAAUGGAUUAAGGAGUAAGCCUUCUCUGUUGUUGGCAGCAGUUGUGUUUGGAUAUGGGCUUAACGGGGUGACAGCACUCAAUCACCCCUGUACUGCAACAGCAUUGCCAAAUGACAUGAAGCAACCAGGGAUGUCCAACCUUGCCCUGCCCUCACAGGGAGAGCACAUCCAGCUCUGGACUACAACAGGAGAACAUAAUGUGUGUGAGAAAUGACACAUAUCCAGGUAAACAUCUCUUUCCAGCAGAACUAACAAAUGGGAGCUGGACUGAGUUGGGCCACCACUGUUUGUAGGCUGUGCUGUCAAACAAGGAACAAACUGAGUUUGUCAGCUUAAUCCUUAUUCCCUUAGAGACCCAGACUCAAAUAGCAUCGUGUGCUUCUGACAUUUAGGUGCAAUUGUGGGAGUUAACAUGUUUAGUAGGAUCAGCUUCUUUGUAAAGCUUGAGUCCAAAAGUUACUGCAGUCUGAAGGCAGCAUCACUCUUCUCUUCUGCUAGCAGAGACAAUGGAUCAGCAGAUGCCUGAGGGUUUUGUGCUUCUCACUGGGUCAGAUGGCUGCUGGUAUGGCUACUGAUUUAAAACUACUGAUGAGCCUUGGGGUCCAUCUCAGAACUCAGGUGCUGUUUCUAGCUGCAGAGGAGCUGUGCAGCUUCUUGAGUUCCUCUCUUCAGGUAUUUGUGCUAGGAAGGGAAGAGGCUCAAUGCAACCAUUUGUGACCUACAUCUGUGUGCUGCGUUCUGGAGGUCCCUAUUCUCAUCACUCUCCAUAAGCUCUGACCAUGUUUCUGAAGCACACGGGGCAAAAACACAUUUUUGCACUGUGCCAACGCAAUCACAGAGAUCUAAUCUCUCUCCUUUCCACACCUGCAGUGAGGAUGCGAUUAAGCUGGUCUGCAGGAAGAACGUCUGGCCUUUUGAUUUUAAAAAGCAAAGUUGUGGGGCUGCUGAGCUGAGCAAGCCAGAGCCUCUCCCUGCAGCCUGCGAGCUCCUGUCCUGCAGCUGAAGCCGUGCCAGCAGUGCCGGUGGGAGCGGAAGCCUGGCCUCGCUGCUGCUUGCUUUCCUGUCCCUGCGUGCUGAUGGGAACCUGAUCAGAGCACCGAGCCGGGUUAAAGCUCCUUGCAUUAAGUUACCUGGCCGAGCAGUGCUGGAAUGGCGGCUUCGUCUACCUGAUCAUGUUGCGCCGCAUCAAGCGCAAAGCUCCUCUUCCUCCCUCCAACGGCAACAACAGCAACAGCUGUGACCCCAAAGCCAAGCCCAGCCCUGAACCUGCUGACAGAGCAGCUCAGAAUGGGAAGAGGACCAGGAAGUUUGGAGUUAUCACGAGGACACCAGGCAGCAAGGAGAGCAAAGAAAAGCCAGAGCACGGGAACGGGCACUGCACUCCAAUGGAGGUGGAGGUGGCUCAGCCGGAGGCCCCUGAAGCAGAAGUUAAUGUUGAGGAGCAGCUGCACAGCACCAGGGGACAGCACCGGUCACGGCUGUCAGAGGGCAGCGUGAUGGACAUCGUUGAUCAAUCAGCCCAGCGAGAAGGUUCCCGCAUAUGGAAGAUGCACAUCCUGAAGGGGACGGACGGGCUGGGCAUUCAGAUAACAGGAGGCAGAGGCUCGAAGCGAUCCCCGCACAGCAUCAUCGUCACCCACGUGGAGGAGGGCGGCUCGGCACACAGGGACGGCAGGCUGACGGCAGGUGACGAGCUCCUGAUGAUCAACGGGCAGUCACUGGUGGGGCUGUCCCACCAGGACGCCGUGGCUCUCCUGCGCUCGGCCGCUGGCAUGGUGCAGCUGGUGGUCGCCAGCAAGGAAUCCGCUGAAGGGGAUUUUCUGAAGUACCCAUCUACCAGUUUGCCAGACUUGCUUAGCACUUGCUCAGUCCAAGACUCUAUCUCUUGCACUGACAAUAAAGAAAAUGAAGAGCCCGAAGAAGAAGAUGUGAAGGGAGAGAAUGUGUCUCCUGAAACACUGGUCGCUGUGAUGGAAACUGAGAAGUCUCAAGAUGCAGCUUCUGCAGAAGUGUCCAAAGGAAACAACCAGAGUCCAGCUCUGGGAAGUGGCAUACUGAAAUACAGAAGUAGAUCCCAAGGUGCUGGAUCACGCUUAGAGUCUGUGGGAGAGGAUGAUGAGCUGAUGGUGGAAAAUGGUGAAUCCAGCUAUGAGAUAGCAGUGAAAUACUCCCGGGGCGGAAGGAAGCACUCCCUGCCGCAGCAGCUGGAGUCGGCAGGAGCUCGACAGGAGUACCACAUUGUGAAGAAGUCCACUCGUUCCUUCAGUGCUGCCCAGGUGGAAUCUCCAUGGAGAUUGACCCAGCCGUCCAUCAUCUCUAACAUUGUUCUGAUGAAAGGGCAAGGCAAGGGUCUCGGAUUCAGCAUUGUGGGAGGUCAGGAUUCUGCUCGUGGACGCAUGGGGAUUUUUGUGAAGACUAUAUUCCCCAAUGGUGCAGCUGCUGCUGAUGGAAGGCUUAAGGAAGGAGAUGAAAUCCUGGAAGUUAAUGGAGAGUCUUUACAAGGGCUGACCCAUCAGGAGGCCAUCCAGAGGUUCAAGCAACUCAAGAAAGGUGUGGUGACCCUGACGGUGCGCACGCGGCUGCGCAGCCCCAGCCUCACACCCUGUGCAACUCCCACCCUGCUGAGCCGCUCCAGCUCGCCCAGCUCCAGUGCCAGCGGUGGCACACCAGUGCCCGGCCCCGACGAGGCAGAUGGUUCCUUCUCCAGCCGCAAAGGCCCCGGCCCAAAGGACAGAAUUGUCAUGGAUGUGACGCUCAAUAAAGAGCCAGGGGUUGGACUCGGCAUUGGUGCCUGUUGUCUCACGCUUGAAAACAGUUCUCCGGGGAUAUAUAUCCACAGUCUGGCCCCAGGAUCAGUGGCUAAAAUGGAUGGCAGAUUAAGUCGGGGUGAUCAGAUCCUGGAGGCAGAUUCGGUCAGCCUGCGUCACGCGGCACUGAGCGAAGCCUACGCCAUUCUGAGCGAGUGCGGUCCAGGGCCAGUCAGCCUUAUCAUUAGUCGGCAUCCCAACCCAAAGGUUUCAGAGCAGGAGAUGGAUGAAGCAAUCGCACGAACUACUCACCGAGAGAGUAAGGACACGGGCUCCUCUCAUGUCUCAGGCGCUGUGCAAAAAACCCCAUCUCCCGGUAUGAAGACCAAACAAGGAGAGACAUCAUCUCCCCUCAGCUGGACGAUGAAACGCUUCCUGGAGCCAGCAAGCCGGCAGGGCUCCGUCAGUUCCGAGGCAGAGCUUUCCCAGUACUUCUCGCAUGAUGGCACGAGCCACAUCCCAUUCUCUGAUGCUGUAACUGGCUCCUGUGAUGAAGAACAGCUCCGUCAGAAGAACAGAAGCGGCUUGCUGGAUGACAGCUCUCUUCUUCCUGCUGCUAGAGAAGCAGGAUUGGCAAAAGCAAAUGGUCUGUCUUCUUCAACCAGUGGGAGAUCAUCCUGUCUUCACAAUAAGCACGUGGAGUCUGUCCGACCUGGCAUCCUCAGUGACAGCCCCAAAUCUGCCCGCAGCCCCUUUCAUCGGCAGAGAAGGGUUGUUUUCUAUGAUGGUGAUGCCAGUGAUGAUGAUGAAAGUUCCCACUUGCAAAGAAGCCAGAGGGCCAAAAGCCAGGAGGAUGCUGGCAUUGUCAUUACAACCUCAUCAGUAGAAGCUGAUGAUGAGAUCCAGGACAGCAACUCAGCUAGACAUAUUGGCACAGAAACAUCUUCCCCUGUCUUCAGCAGCUCCGUGGAGUCUGUAGACAGCACGCCAGAGCAAAUAGACUCUCCUUUCUUCCCCAUCAUAGCAUUUGACUACUCAAGUGUGCCUGAAGUUCGUCUCAGCAGCCUAAGUUUGAGGGAACUCCGGGAGGCACAGCUCGAAUCUAAGAGAUCACCGAGACUGGAGCACAGGGCAGUCACAAGAGUGAAAAGCAUGAUGAGCACUGAGUGCCGAAGUCUUCAGAGGCAGAGGACAGAGGAGCAUGGCUCUUACAACAAGCCUGUUGCGAGGAUGCUCCCUCACAGCAAGAAGUGUGAAGCACCUGAUGGGGCUGGGCAGUGCCAGGGUGAAAUCGUCACUCUGGUUCGCAAUGAGCACGAGUCGUUCGGCCUGGAUUUGGAAAUCCAGGCUAUGCCCUUAAAGGUUGUUGUCACAGGGCUACGUCCAGGUGGAGCAGCAGAAAGGGGAUCAAUGGGCAAGAUGACUGUAGGAGAUGAGAUUACCACCAUCAACAGUAUCCCGGUCAGUAAGAUGACUUAUGAGGAAAUCUGCUUGCUUAUGCAGUGUCUUCCUACAUCUGUAACCCUGGAGAUCCAGAAAGCAGCAUCGGCUGUCAGCAGAUUUACAAACCUCAUCCUGUCUCCAGCAGUAGACACUCAAAAUCAAGCUGAUGUCAGCAGCAUUCUCUCAACUGAGGAAGAACUGAAUGCUGGGAAGCAAGAAGGAGCAAGUUUGCAAAAUGCUGGUGGCAGCUGUGCAGGAGAGAGAAUGACACUGCCACCUGAUGCCGUGACCAAAGAUGUGCAGAGAGGUACCACAAAGAGCAGCCGUGCGGAGGAUUGCAUGCCUGUCACCGAUAUUGAUGACUUGCUCAACCAAAUGGGUGCUCCUGAGAGCAGGGCUUCGCGCACCCCAUCGCGAGCAGAGAGCCCCUUCCGAGAUGAGUCCACCACGAUGUGCUGCUGUGGGACUGAUGAAGGCUGCCCUGGUUCUGAGCCACGUCAGGUGAAGGAAGAGCUGCUGGAGAAGGCUACGAAUUGCGCAGCAAAUGCACAAGGGGUUUUGGGGCUGUCUGUGUUGGACUCUAUUAACACAGGCAAACUUUUUACUGUGAAUAAAAACUCUUUAAAUAACUAUUCUAGGAAUUUUAGCAGUUUAAGUGAGGAUGAGUUGCCUGCACCGAGCUGUCCAGAGGGUAAGAGAAGUGACACGUUUCCUAAGUCUAUGUAUGGGGCUGCAGAAGAUUCUCACUCAGAUGCAGAGUCUGUCACAGAAACAUUUGAUAGUGCCAGUGAUGUGCUGCUUGGGCCCUGUGCUGCUGCUAAUGCCCCAGCAGUCUGUACUGUAUUGGAGUCAGAUGAUGAGCAAAUUGAGAUUUGUUGCAUGAACGAUGAGCUGCAAAAGCCUUCUCAGGAGCAGCAUCUCACAUCUGUGACAAGCUCAUCCUCUCUGGCACCACCACAUCACUAUGGUGGCAAAGUUUUGCAAACUGAGGACUGUGCAAUGUGUGGGUCACUGGAGUCAAGCAUCAGCAAACUGGGCUUGGAAGAUUGCAGUGGUCCCAGUUCGUGUCCCUCCCAGUGUUCAGAAGUCUCCUCUGCUUCCCUGUGUACUCCUUCCUCAAUCUUUCUGCCAGAAAAAAACAUCGUAAAGAAUUCAGUUGAUGUCCCUGAAGUUUACACGUUCCAUAACAGUGGUGCCUUAAGUGCAGAAGAACAAGUGGGUCUGGGGAUCAGUAAUGGACACAUGAAAUGCUGUGAAUCUGAUGAAGAGAAAGGGUCUCUGCACUGCAAAAAGAUAAGCUUUUGCUCUGCUAGAAAUGUCAGUGACUUGGAGAACAACUUGCCUGAGAAAGAAGGAUGUCAUGACGAACAGAGAUCCAAAUCUGAAAGUGAAACAGUGGUAGAUGACUGUAAUCAUGCUGUUACCUAUUGCUUAGCAAAGAAAGAAACCAACAUUUUGUCCAGCUUGUCUAAAACAGACAGUAAUCAUGUGAAUGCAACAUCAGCAAGAGCAAUAUCACUCAGGUCUCCCUUUCCCUCCAGAUCUAAAGAUCCAAAGGCUAAUACAACUCAUGACUUGCCAGGGAAAAAUGAGAAAGCUAACUCUGUGACUUCAGGAAGGACUUCAAAUGGAAAAGUCCAAAGCUCGGGCACAAAUCACUGCAAAGAAGCCGCAGUACCGCACAGCCCAUCUUCACAGAAAAAAUCUUGUCAGGAGUCUAAGGGAAUAGCACAAAAAAGUAUAAUGGAAACCCUUUUAAAUAACCAGAAGGCCAAAGGAGGACCAAAGCUAAAAGGUUUCACUAUCAAAAGCAAAGUAAAGGCAAGUUCAGAUUCUUCCAGUGUUAAUCUUACCAAAGUCAGUGGGGCAGAUCAGAAAAGGACUUCUAUUUCUCCACAGCUGUCUCCUAAACUUUUGGGGAAGAAAGCACUGUUGCCCCGUAACUCACCUACAAAUCUAGAUCUGAGCAAAAGCAUUUCAACAGCCUCAAAGACUCUGAAAUCCGAGCUGGAAAAUAAACCAUCUCUGGUCAUUUCUGAAGAUUCACUUCUGCCUGCCCUGAACGGCACCAGCAGCCCAACAGCAUGUGGUGGAAUGAAAUGUGGUGGCUGUGAGCAGCUAACAGAUCUGCAGCAGGCUUGGGGAAAGCCAAAAGAAAAGCAAGCUUCCGUGCAGCCUGCAGUGUGUCAGGUUAGGAGUGUUAAGGUGGAUGAUUUCAGAGCAAGAGACAGUCAAUCCAAAGUUGCUUCAUCCCCUCAAGGGACAACAAAAGUUGAAUAUAUGAAAGGUAGAACUGAGAAUUCUGGAGUGAACCUGAACACAAUGAAGAGCAUCUAUAGUGCAGAUGACAUUAGGCAGUUAGAUUUGCAAAAUGUUGGAGCAUCUGCUGGAGGUUCUUCUUCAUUGAGGUCUCCUGCAGUUCAGCUGGAGCAGCAAGAAGGGCAGGAAAUUCAGCGCAGUUUCAUUGAGGUGAAGCUUUCCUCCUCCUCCUCCUCUUCCUCCUCCUCCUCCUCUUCCUCAUCUUCUGCCUCUUCCUCACCAGCGCCAUUUUUGCAGCUGCCAUUGCUGGAGAAAAAUGAAGAGGUGAACACAGAGAUGUAUCAACUGACUGAAGAGAUGGGGACCACAGAGUAUAUCUCAAAAGUGGAUAUUGCCAGAGACAGAAAUCUCUGUGGCUUGUCAAAACCUGUGACAAGGACGUACUCGAUGCCAGCCCAGUUAUCAGGUCACUUGAGGGAGAACUGCCACGCUGUGGAGCUUCAUCCUGCACAAGGUCCCCAGGGCCAUGCUGCAGACAAAACAUGUCCCCAGGCAGUGACGGGUCCGUUACAGAUGGUGCAUCUCAGCCUGCCAAAUGGCCAGAGUGGGAAGGAGCAGGUAUACAGCUCCAAAAGCUCCCAGAGGAUUCAUGACACAUCCCCCUCCGCCAGCGACGUUACUUACCCUGCCACUGACAAACUGAGGAGUUUCAGGAGGAAUUACUACUACUACGAGCUGAACUGGCCACACGAACCUACCUCAUCCUUUUCUGUCAAACAAAGGAUCAAAUCCUUUGAAAACCUGGCUAAUUUUGACCGACCCAUCGUGAAGGCCAUCGAUAUCCACUCGGCCACGCGGUCCCAACUUGGCAGGAGGUCGUGCAGUGGGAUGGCCGCUUCAUCCAGCCCCGCUGACACACCACGGGCUCUGCGGCGCAGCUUGAGCUCCUAUGGCGGCACACCAAGCCCAGCCGACACCGUGGCCAAGUUGCCCAUAAGCACAGAGCCAACACGUGCAGUUGAGGGUGUCAUGAAGGAAGGAAAGCCCCAGAGGAGUGAGGAGGGCAGCACUGGGGCAGAUCAGCCCCCUUUUCCUUCCAUGGUCUCGCAGGUGCGGCGCAGCCGAGUUCUGGGCCGGCUGCCUCUGUCCCGCUCCAGGCUGCGGGAGCUGCGGGCGCUCAGCAUGCCUGACCUGGACAAGCUAUGUGGUGAGGGCUUCUCAGGGCCGCCCCAGCCCGCCUGUUUCAAAACAGAGCUGGAAAUCACUCCCCGGAGAUCCCUUGUCUUGCCAAGCCAAGGCAGCCCUACGAAGGCAGGGGGGACUGGCAGUGGCAGCCCUCGGGACAGCAGUUCGGGGACACCGGGGUCGGCCUCAGAUGACGACGCACCCCAUGGUGGCUCUCCAGAUGUGGAGCAUCUGGGAAACAGCUGGUCCCUCAGUCUGGAUCAGCUGCUCAUCUCAAACCUGGACCAGCAAAAAUUGCAGUCUGUUUUGUCAGCUCUGGUACCAAAAUGUGACAUUGCUUCUAUGCUCCAAGAAGUCAAAGCACAAGUGAAGAGCAAAGAAGAUGCAUACUUUGUAGUCCUGAGCAAAGAAGAAGGAGCUGGCCUGGGAUUUAGUGUUGCUGGAGGAAUAGAUCUGGAACAGAAAUCAGUCACAGUCCACAGAGUGUUUUCCAAGGGAGUGGCAUCCCAAGAAGGGACUAUCCAGCGAGGAGAUCUUGUUCUGUCAAUCAAUGGCAAGUCUCUUGCAAACUCGGUCCAUGGCGAUGUCCUGAAUGCACUCCAUCAGGCGAGACUGCACAAGUAUGCGGUCAUUGUCAUCCAGAAGGAAAAAGACAAAGCAAACAAUUCCUCCAGACUUGAGAUAUCAGCUACUGGCAGAAAAUGUGUGGGGUCUGGAAAGGAUGUUUCCAUGGAAAUAGGAACAGAUCCAAACCUGGACAUGAAUGAUGUCAUCUGUGUUGAAUUAUUGAAAACCUCUGCUGGCUUGGGCUUCAGCCUCGACGGUGGAAAAGCUUCUAUUGCUGGAGACAGGCCCUUGCUUGUAAAAAGAAUAUUUAAAGGUGGUGCCGCAGAGCAAGCUGGAAACAUAGAAUCUGGAGAUGAGAUUCUUGCUGUUAGUGGAAAAUCAUUACUUGGCCUCAUGCAUUACGACGCCUGGAACAUUAUUAAAUCUGUGCCGGAGGGCCCUGUUCAGCUACUCAUCAGGAAACACAGAACUUCAGUAUGAUGGAAGUGCUACAUCUAAUCACACUUGCUAAGACAAAACAUUUAAAACUGGCUAGAAGCUGUCUUUGUUUCUAAUGCCACAGAAGUGUCUUAAUGCUUUACAAAGAGGUGCUAAGAGCCUUGGAGAACCACUGAGCAAGAGUGUGAUGAACGUCUAAAAUCUCGCCUGGUUAUCAAGAAUGAAGGAAACCAAACACUAGAGACAUCUUUUUUGUAUGUGGCAGUUUUAGUGGAACUUCAAGACCUUUACUGAGUUUGGUUUAAAGUAUUUUGUCUGAGAUAAAUAACGUUGUGCCUGUCCCUCAUAUUUUUGGUAUCUGCAGAGCAUUGGGAGUACAACUUGUCAAUUGCCAUCCUGUUGACAAGGAUGAGUACUUAGACUGUACUGUAUCGCUUAGCUAUAAUCUGACUUCAGGACACUUACUUAGGGUCUGGUCCUUAUUUGUUAUAAUAAGAGAAUGUCUGGAACAAUCUCACUCUAUUCUUCUAAGUGCAGUUUUGCUUAAAGUGCAUGACAAAAGAGACGUAUAAUUUUUGCACAACUUUUAUGCCUAAAGUGAGCAUUUUAUUGCAAAGGUGAAGAAUCCUCCAAAAACUGAUGAAUCAACUCAGCGUCUACCACAACUGAAUCUGCCUUUAGGGGCAACUUGUAUACAAAAGCACUUGGCAAUAAUGCAGCAGAAAUCUGUGAGCAAGAAGAUCAAGUCCAAAUAUUAGGCGACUGUCUACCAAGGUGUAGGCUGAGUUGUUAGUUUUGGGGAGUGAUAAAAAUUGGGGAUUGAAUUUUCAAAUUUAGGCUUCUAACAUUAGACACCUUUAAAUACACAUAUAUUUUUAAAAGAAGGGCAGUUUCCAAGUGCUGAGCACUUGCAGAUCCCACAGACUUCAGCGAUCGCUAAGUACGUCUGAAAGCCAGGCUGCUUUUAUUUGGCUGCAAGAGGCUGAAGGUUGCCCAGCUUGAAAUACUCAAGCUGGAAAAUGGUGGUCUAAGGAUGUGGAUUUUAACAGAUUAAAUCUGAACUGGCCAUAUUUAUGGUGGCUAUUAAUUGUUUUUUUUUUUUUUUUAAUUAUUUUUUUUUCCUUUCCUGUCCAGUAUUUAUUUUUUCUUGUGUGGGAGUGGGUGAGUAUGUGUGUGCAAAGCGUAAGUGCUUCUGGCUGCAUCAGGAAUGGGCUGAUGCUGAGGGUUUUGGAUAGUGAGACUGAAAACUAUUCGCAUGGGUGGGAGAAGCCGUGCUGUAGAUAGAGAAAACUGUAAGGGCUGCAGUGCUACAGGUGCUCCAGUUGGGAUUUUCUCACCUCAGCUCCUAGUAGAGGUAUCGGUAGCGGGCCAUGCUGCUGAGUGUUAUUUAUAGUCUGUUCUAUGGGGAGGAGAAUGUAUGAGUGCGAGAGAUUAGACUGUGCUAUUUCUCUUCCUAUGUCUGGGAUGGCUAAACAACAUAAAAGAGAUAGAGGAGGAAAUGGGCCAGCGUCCUUAUCAGCUGAGAACAAGUUGUUUGUUCCAGAGUGCUCAGGUUGUUUGUCGCGUUGGGCUGCAGCCCCGCUCGUAGCCAACAAGCCCAGGGUGAGGAGCUCUCAGCCUGGAGCCGGUCCAAAUCUGAAGUGCUGCCCUGCUGUUGCAGUAAGGCAAGACACUGUGUAGCUGUUAUAAGAAGGCCCGGGCUCCUCACUUGGCUGUACCCCAAGAUCAUGCUAUCGUUUACUUUGUUUAUGUCUGUAUUCACAGUGCUUGGCUCAGUUGCUUCCAGGAUGGUGGACCCUUGGUUUGGUUCAUUCCUGUGGCAGCUGCGUUAGUCAGCAACUCUUGAUAGGCAGAAUAAAAUUGAGUUCUGUGGGGCAGCCAGAGACCAAGUGAGCAGGAAGGCUGUGCAAUGCUUGCCUAUAAACAAACAUAUUUAAAUCUCUUUCGGUGACAUGUAUUAGCACAAGAAUCUAGGAAGAGAUGCAACUUUCGGUUACGUGAAAGGCAAUACUGUCCAUAGUCCUACAGCUGCUUUGCCUGCAGGAUUUCUGUGGAACGCAUUCAGGGUCAGUGAGGUGGAUUUGAGUCUCCUGUGACCCCAGAGCUCAGCCCCUCUGCCGGGACCACUUCUCACCUUUGGUCCCAUCCUUGUAGGGGAGGAUUUGGGAGGGCACGGCGCUUGGGGUCAGCCCCAAACUGGGGCAGCAGGCCUGGGAUAAAAGAGGUCAGCUUUGUGUCUUCCCUGAAAAAUCAGGGAGAAGACAUUUGGCAGCGAAGAUUAAAUGGGUAGGCCUUGUUCAGGAGUGACCAAAAUCUGAUUGUAAAAGCGUGUAUAGUAGAUACGUAAAAUGCAUGUGGAAUUUAAUGCAGCGUAGUAAAUAUGUACCUGUAUAUGUAUAACACGUUCAAGUGCAGUACUUUUUGCUACUUUAAUGUGCUAAAUCACAAAUAAGUUUUAGGAAACGAUGGGGAUAUUUUUUAGUUGAAAAUCUUUGAGGUCACAGUGCCAGGAGGACAUAUGGCACUCUCCCAGUCCACUGUGAGCUCAAAGAUGAAAUCUUCAUUUUGUAAAGCAAACUUAAUUUGAGAUGUCUUAAAAUGAUACGUGGUGAAUAUUUUCAGACGCUUACUUGCAGAUACUGUUCUUUGUGAGUGAUUUAGAAGGCUUUUGAUUUUCAGUAGUUGAAUACUGUUUAGUAUUUUAUUUUACAUGCAUGUAGAUAUGUGUUGGAUGAAUAACAGCGAGGAGAGGUGGGGAGUUCUGUGUGUAAUUCAGUAGUGGGGAUAAUUUAAAGAUAGGUUUAACAUUUUAAGUCUGAUACUUAAUAUGGGUAGAAUUAUUUACUUCUCUAAUAACUUCGCAGCAAGAAAAAGAAUAGUAUUUAACCCUCGUUGUUUCUGUUCCUGAAAAAACUGUUUUUUUGUGUGUGUGAAGGAACAGGAAACACUUUGACCAGUGCUCCUGGUGUUGAUGUGGUUACAGUGGCAUUUCCUGAUGUUUCUGUUAGGGUGACACUCUCCAUGAAAGCCCCAGGAUUUACAGAAUGUUGACCUGAUCUGUUACAGAAAGGAUGGAUGAAGCAAAGAGAUGCAGCGUACCACUGGUUGUGCAUCUGGAAAGGUAGCUUACUUUUCUGAGAGCCUGGUCACAGCAGAACGGCACAGGAAGUUGUGUUAAUUCAUCAGUAUUCAGUAAGUUCAACAGGCAUUCCGACCUCGCUGUUUGCAUGUCAGACCCACGGUGAUUCUUUGCCACACUGAAGGGCUGACCAAGCUCUAGGAGAGCAGUGACUCCCCAAAGACUCACAGCUGCAUUUUCGUAGACCAAAAAUCAGGAUGAAAUUAUGCAGUUGGUCCACUGCUUUUCACCGGGGACCUGAAGGCGUGCCAGAUAAGGUGGAUUUGCUUCUAGAUAGAGGUCUGGUGGGAGGAUUUGCUGCUUCCUAGGCUUGGAGCACAUGUUGGAUAUGAGAAUAGGCUCUGGUGUGGUACAGCAGUGGCAUCUUCUGCAGGCUUUUGUACGUGGGAGCUCUUCCCAUCUUCUUUGGGGACUACAUCUGUAUUUAAAAACAAAAAACAAAACAACAACAACAACAAAACCACCACAAAACAAAGAAACUGUGAGGUUAGGCCUACAUUAGAGAGGGAACAAUAUCUGAUCAUUUUCUUGCUUAAAAAAGUAAUUGAGAGCAGAUAAGUGUUAAGAAACUGUUGAGUGAUUCGGGUUUUCUGUUGACCCUCGCUUAAAAUUAACCCUUAUGAAUGUUCUGCAGUGGUUCUUGUGAAGAUCUAAAGGAACCAUUCCCAGGUGGGAAUGUUUACCUGCUUCUACAUUUAGGGUAUGUAAAUGUACAUGUGGAAAUAUCGAUGAGAAGUAGGCUAGAUCAUGUGAGAAAUAGGGAUCCCACUCUAGGUUAGGUUUCGUGUAUUAGGCUGACACACUUCUUGUAUGAUACUGUAUAUUUACACCUUUAUUUAUAUGAAUAAAACUUCUUCUAAUGAAAACUGUUUUAAAUGCCUUGUAUAUUACAAACAGCGAGUGCAAUAACAUGAAAUAGAUUGUACAUUUUCCAAUUUGCUGUGUCUGUUAUGUAAAUCUGUGUCGCCAUAAACUGUUUUGUUCGGGUUUUUUAGUGAUUUUGAAAAUAAAUGGUAUCCUUAGUA